This is a messenger RNA of Lutra lutra (Eurasian river otter), 320 nucleotides long. RefSeq names its product ral guanine nucleotide dissociation stimulator-like. NCBI's taxonomy places the organism in Eukaryota, Metazoa, Chordata, Mammalia, Carnivora, Mustelidae. Bases 66 to 320 code for a protein of 84 amino acids. The record is from RefSeq and is a predicted model, not a curated record. The transcript has 5 exons. Gene Ontology annotation, biological process: small GTPase-mediated signal transduction. Gene Ontology annotation, molecular function: guanyl-nucleotide exchange factor activity.
CAUGGAAGGGGCUGCCGAUAAAGGGUGUCGUCCUGUACCUUGGCACUUUCCUCACUGACCUCUUGAUGUUGGAAACUGCAGUGGAGAACUACCUGGAGGGAAAACAGAUCAACUACUCCAAAAAGAAUAAGGAAUACCGAGUCCUCACGGACAUCAUGCUGCUCCAGGCGGCGGAAGAGAAUUACUGCCUAGAGCCCCAGCUUCCAUUCACGGCCUGGUUCUGGGCUGUGGAGCGGCUCAGCGAGGAUGACAGGUGCAUCCUGUCCUGCCAGCAGAACACAAGCACCAGGACAACUGGCCACAGCCAACAUCAGGAAUGA